This is a messenger RNA of Glarea lozoyensis ATCC 20868, 1995 nucleotides long. Its product is annotated as NAD(P)-binding Rossmann-fold containing protein. Gene Ontology annotation, molecular function: NAD binding; UDP-glucose 6-dehydrogenase activity. Bases 1 to 1995 code for a protein of 664 amino acids. Lineage: Eukaryota; Fungi; Ascomycota; Leotiomycetes; Helotiales; Helotiaceae. Gene Ontology annotation, biological process: glycosaminoglycan biosynthetic process; polysaccharide biosynthetic process. The transcript is spliced from 3 exons. Gene Ontology annotation, cellular component: cytosol; nucleus. The record is from RefSeq and is a predicted model, not a curated record.
AUGGAUUUACCGUCGUCGUCCUCGACCGAUUGUUCGAGCGAUGUCCUUGGGAACGUCGGGAACGGUUCACCAGGUCUAUCUUGUACAUCGGGAAAUCUUCGUCUCAAUUCUCCUUCGCCUGAUUUACGAACUCAAGAGGCGAAUGGAACAUCGCUAUCAGAAUGUGAUCAUUCGAGACAAAACAGCAUCAAUUGUGGUGCAAUACCAUAUUUUCAGCCAGUAGAAAUCACAAAGAUCUGCUGCGUUGGAGCUGGCUAUGUUGGUGGCCCAACUGCUGCGGUGAUAGCUUUACACAAUCCCCACAUCAAGUUCACUGUUGUUGAUGGAGAUGAAACAAAGAUAAAUCAGUGGAAUUCCAGACAUCUACCAGUGCACGAGGUUGGUUUAAAAGAAAUUUUGAGAGUCACCAGGGAUGGAACAGAAAGUGUCACAUUUAUCAGUGAGCCAAAUGUAUUUGAGAGAUCAAGAACAUUGUCAUCGCUACUGUCCGUUUCAGAAUCCGAGACGAGCUUCAACCGGUACGGAAAUAAAAUCACGGUACCUUCUCGACUUCCCAAUCUGUUUUUCUCGGUCGAUGUUUUGAGGGAAAUCAGCGAAGCAGAGAUUAUCCUCAUAGCUGUAAACACGCCCACCAAGACUCACGGCAUUGGAGCAGGGAAAGUUACCGAUAUGACCGCAAUUGAAGCUGUCUCAAAACAGAUCGCGUUGCACGCAAAGUCGGGCACAAUUAUUGUCGAGAGAAGCACCGUUCCAUGUCGGACUUCAGAGACGAUAGAAAAAAUAAUUAAAACCUAUCGACAAGACUCAGAUCUCGAAAUACUCUCCAAUCCAGAGUUCAUGGCAGAAGGAACAGCAAUAAGCGAUCUUCUUCACCCUAGUCGAGUCAUCAUAGGGUCAAGACCGACACCAUCCGGACGUCGAGCCGCGGCUGCUCUCUCAUCAAUUUAUGAAGCAUGGGUACCACGCUCAAAAAUAAUAACCGUAAACACUUGGUCGGCAGAGUUAUCGAAGCUCGUUGCGAACGCGAUGCUAGCGCAGAGGGUUAGCAGUAUCAAUUCAAUAUCUGCGAUCUGUGAGGCGACCGGUGCUGACAUAAAUGAAGUUGCGCAUUCCGUGGGAUUGGAUCCCAGAAUUGGCGAUCAAUUCCUCCAAGCAGGAGUUGGAUUUGGUGGCAGCUGUUUCAAGAAAGAUAUUCUCAGCUUGAUUUACUUGGCAGAAGGACUUAGGCUGAGUGAAGUAGCGGAGUACUGGCAGCAAGUUCUGACGAUUAACGACUGGCAAAGAAAGAGAUUCGCGAGGAUUGUGAUAACAUGCUUGAACGGUACAUUGACUGGCAAGAAACUAACCGUGCUUGGCUAUGCGUUCAAGAAAGAUACGGCAGAUAAGCGAGACUCACCGUCAGUCGAGUGUAUUAAGAUGUUACUUGAAGAUACACCGGCUGAAAUCGCAAUUUACGAUCCUUGCUGCAAUCAAGAUACGGUAAAGGAAGAAAUGAAGACUCUGAUUGGAAGAGAGGUGCUCAAAAAGAAUGGAGGACCGAUCAACGUGUGUGUUGAACCAUAUGAAGCAUGUUGGGAUAGCCACGCCAUUAUUAUCAUGACCGACGCAGAUGAGUUUCGAACCUCAUUAAAUAAAUCACCAGCAUCAAAAGCAGAGGGUUCGUCAAUAGAUCCGAGACCAUUCCAACACUCUGUUCCCACCGAGUCUGAGCUUUUGUCCCUUCAGACCUACUUAAGUUCGCAUCUCAACACGACCGACCCUUUUCAACGGCUCAAAGACGAGCCGCCUUGUGAGAAGGAUUGUAGCUUGUGUAAAUUAAAGACACAACGUAAGCUUUCCAGAGAUGAGAGAAUGGAUUGGUCGAGAAUUGCAAACCACCUGCAGGAACCGAAAUGGGUGUUCGAUGGGAGAGGCGUGUUAGAUAUUGAUGAGAUGGCGGCAUUGGGUGUAAGAGUAAAGGCAAUUGGGAAACCUAAUGGCGUGGUUUACACUUGA